CACGGAGUGGUUGAGCACAUGACGUCACGGCUCGUUUCUCAGCACCAGGAGGCCCAUGUGGUGUUUUAAUGAGCGGCCACCAACUCCAGCACUUUGAACACUUUCACCUGAUUAUUUUUGCACCUGAAUGCUCUUGUAGUUAAUACUUCCCAAGAUGUUGUUAACGGCGCUGGACGGGGAUGAGACGGUUGUUUUUAAAGGGGCUGUCGCCUCUCUGCAGAUCCAAGUGGAGCCGGUGGGCCGGUGGUUCGAGGCGUAUGUGAAGAGGAGGAACAGGAACACUUCGGUCUCGUUCCAGGAGCUGGUAGAGGAUGAGGAGUCCUCAGAGGAGUCGGAGGACGAGGAUCUUCAGCUGGAAGAGUACCCCAUGCUCCGGACGCUUGACCCCAAAGACUGGAAGAAUCAAGAUCACUAUUGUGUCCUCGGGCUUCCACACUUGAGGUACAAAGCCACACAGAAACAGAUCAAAGCUGCCCACAAAGGGAUUGUGUUGAAGCACCAUCCUGACAAGAGGAAAGCUGCAGGAGAGAAGAUUGUAGAGGGAGACAACGACUACUUCACCUGUAUAACUAAAGCUAUAGAAAUCCUGUCGGACCCGGUGAAGAGGAGAGCCUUCGACAGCGUAGACCCCACCUUCGACAACACCGUGCCUUCAAAGAACGAAGGCAAAGAGAACUUUACCGAAGUGUUUGCUCCCGUUUUUGAGAGAAACGCACGGUGGUCUUCCAAAAAGCACGUGCCCAAGCUGGGAACCAUGGAGUCCACCUUCGAGGAAGUCGAUAAUUUUUACUCUUUUUGGUACAACUUCGACUCAUGGAGGGAAUUCUCAUACCUUGAUGAAGAGGAGAAGGAGAAGGCUGAGUGUCGAGACGAGAGGAGGUGGAUUGAAAAGCAGAAUCGAGCCUCCAGAGCUCAGAGGAAGAAAGAGGAGAUGAACAGAAUGCGAACACUAGUUGAUACUGCCUACAGCCUUGACCCUAGAAUAAAGAAAUUCAAAGACGAAGAGAAAGCCCGGAAGGAGGCUGAGAAGAAGGCCAAGGUGGAGGCCAAGAAGAGAGAGCAGGAGGAGAAGGAGCGGGCCCGGCAGGCGGAGAUAGACGCAGCUCGCCUGGCAAAGGAGAAGGAGGAAGAGGAGGCCCGGCAGCUCGCUCAGCAGGCCAAGAAGGAGAAGGAGAUCCAGAAGAAGGCCAUCAAGAAGGAGAGGCAGAAACUCAGGACUACCUGCAAGAACUGGAACUACUUCACUGAGGAAGAAUCUGACAGUGUGAAGAUGAUGGAGGAAGUGGAGAAGCUCUGUGACCGCCUGGAGCUGACCAGCCUGCAGUCCCUGAAUGAAAUCCUGGCCGCGGGCUCCAGAGAGGACAGCAAAGUGGCCGUGGAGAAGCAGGUCCAGGAGGUGAAUGCCCAGCUGCAGAGGGAGAAGGAGGCGGAGGUGCAGCAGCGGCAGGCGACUCGCAGCUCUGAUCACGCCAGCGGGGGAGGAGGAUCGGCGGGGGGGAAGGGCUACAACGAGGAAGACCUCCAGCUGCUCAUCAAAGCCGUCAACCUGUUUCCUGCUGGCACCAACGCCAGGUGGGAAGUUAUCGCCAACUACAUGAACCUGCACUCCACAAGCGGCGUGAAGAGGACGGCGAAGGACGUCAUCAACAAAGCCAAGAGUCUACAACGGCUAGAUCCGACGCAGAAAGACGACACCAACAGGAAAGCGUUCGAGAAGUUCAAGAAGGAGCACGCUGCGGUCGCUCCCACCAUCGACAACGCUCAGCCCUCUGAGAGAUUCGAUGGCGCCGGUGCCUCCUGGACCACGGAGGAACAGAAGCUCCUGGAACAAGCCCUGAAGACCUACCCAGUCAGCACUCCUGAGCGCUGGGAGAAGAUCGCUGUGGCGGUGCCGGGACGGAGCAAGAAGGACUGUAUGAAGAGGUACAAGGAACUGGUGGAAAUGAUUAAAGCGAAGAAAGCCGCACAGGAAGUCGCAGGCAAGACUAAAAAAUGACAAGAACCACAACGAAUAGUACCUGAGUUAUUUUAACAUUAUUGUGUUUGGUCUUUAUUUUAUAAUAAAAAUUAAAGGAGGAAAAAAAUACUACAGAUGAUACUUAAA
Messenger RNA from Eleginops maclovinus (Patagonian blennie), 2104 nucleotides. RefSeq names its product DnaJ (Hsp40) homolog, subfamily C, member 2 (gene dnajc2). Gene Ontology annotation, cellular component: cytosol. The record is from RefSeq and is a predicted model, not a curated record. The transcript has 16 exons. Gene Ontology annotation, biological process: 'de novo' cotranslational protein folding; regulation of translational fidelity. Lineage: Eukaryota; Metazoa; Chordata; Actinopteri; Perciformes; Eleginopidae. The coding region runs from base 155 to 1996 and encodes 613 amino acids. Gene Ontology annotation, molecular function: Hsp70 protein binding; ribosome binding.